Messenger RNA from Baudoinia panamericana UAMH 10762, 718 nucleotides. RefSeq lists its product as uncharacterized. The transcript has a single exon. NCBI's taxonomy places the organism in Eukaryota, Fungi, Ascomycota, Dothideomycetes, Mycosphaerellales, Teratosphaeriaceae. The record is from RefSeq and is a predicted model, not a curated record. The coding region runs from base 198 to 458 and encodes 86 amino acids.
AGGGGGUUCACUGUGCUGGCGUAGAUGCCCAACGUCAGGUAAACUAUAAAGUUACGAGCAGCUAACGCUCUUGCGGAAGACGCCCACUCUUUAGCCGAACCCACCUGACCUUACGUGCAUGCGAGACGCAUGCGCCAACGCACAGGUCCACGCACAGGUCUCACUCUCAUCUCACAGCGGCCGAGUUUAUUGGCCAUAUGCGCAAUGCACUAACCACGGACACCGUCAAGGUCUCUGCAUCUGCACCGCCAGUCGGCUGGGUAGUUUACACGACGUCAACUGUGCGGUCUGUGAUCCAUGGUCCGGUCAGCGCUCGACAACCGUCGCAUGUCCCGGAAUUCCCCGCGAAAUUGGUGCAAUACUGUUCGCCAGAAGAUGCGCUGCAUAAUGCUGCGCCGAAUGGAAGUCCGCAGGUGAGUACUUUGUCAAUAUGUUCAGGCUGUACUUACGGCAUGUAGUAGUACAGGAAUGGCGGUCUCGGUAGCAACAGGUGUGAAUAUGCAAUGAAGGGAAAUAUAUGUCAGCUCCAGCUCUCGCCGCCAACAACGCUACCCGUUGGCAACCGAACCACCACUCGGGACUAGCGCGACGGCGGCACGGUUGCGCAAGUCUCAUCACAAAACGUAGAUAGUGCGUGAUUCUCAAAAGUAUUUCGGUAGCAGAAAGGGGGCGUGAUCGCCAUAGCUAAUCAAAAAGUGAGUCGCAAUUGAGCGUAGCA